AUGGCGGCGUUACCCCCGCGGGCCCCGCCGCGAGCCCCGACCCGCAGGGACCCUGCCCGCUACCUCGCUGAGGGCGGCGGGUGCCUCCAUGCGCCCCGCGGGGCCGGCGUGCGCAGCCCCACCGGGUCACGGCGGGGGCCGCCUGCCGGCAGGGCGCGGGGCCCGCAUCGCUGCCUGGCGGCGUCACCGGCGACCACCGAGCCCGUCAGGGACAGGGAGCGACCCCGCCGCCGCCGCCCCCCGCCGGCCCCAUCCGACCAGGAAAUGGGCCGUCACAGGAAGUCCCGGAUGCCGUCGGGAGCGCCGCCCCCGCGCCUCCGCCGGCUGCAGGGCCCGGCCCCGCCGCCCCGGGUUAUCCCGUCCCGCUCCGCUCCGCUCCGUGCCGGGAUGUCGCGUCCCAGAACGUCCCGUCCCGCGGCCCCCGGAGCGCCCCCCGCCCCACGGUGCGGCGGGAGGGGGAGCGGGGGCUCGGCGGGAUGGCGGCGCCGCGCGCGGCACGCUGGGGGCGGUAGUUCCCCGUGGCCGGCGGACGGGGGGCCCUGCGGCGGUGGGGACUACAAGUCCCGGCAUACCGCGCAGCUCCGGCCGGCCGGGCGCCGUGAGGGGCCUGUGGCGGAGCCCCGGGCCGGGGUCGCCCCUCAGAGCGGCGGGGGAGCGGAGGCCGCCCCGGGGCCAGCGGACGGGGCCCGGGGGCUCUGCGUCCUCCUCGCCGCGAGGGAUGAGCGCAGAAAUCGCGUCCGUGAGGAACUACAGCCCACAUUCGGGCUUGGCAUGGUGACGGGCUUCAAUCUGCGUGGAACACGCUUGGCUGUGCUUUGGGGCUCUGUGGUGAAUUAGCUGCCAGUGCUCAGUACAGAAGGUUCACGUGCCCUUUGGAAUAAAUACGGGCUGAGUAAAGUCUCAGUUGCUUCUAUCCAUUAUCUUAAAUUAUUUGUUACAUUUCUCUAACCUGUGAAAAUCCCCAGGCAUCUCUCAAGACAGGUAAAACACCCAGUGCAGAAACUGGGUCCCAUCACUGGGGAUUUCUGGGGACUCUGCAGAACUGAACCAUUUCCAAGGAAAUUGGGCAUCUCUGUACAGUACAGGGAAAUGACUCAUUUCCAGCUAA
Messenger RNA from Motacilla alba alba, 1108 nucleotides. Its product is annotated as translation initiation factor IF-2-like. The transcript is spliced from 2 exons. Bases 1 to 837 code for a protein of 278 amino acids. NCBI's taxonomy places the organism in Eukaryota, Metazoa, Chordata, Aves, Passeriformes, Motacillidae. The record is from RefSeq and is a predicted model, not a curated record.